Molecule: messenger RNA, 501 nt
Organism: Dentiscutata heterogama
Lineage: Eukaryota; Fungi; Glomeromycota; Glomeromycetes; Diversisporales; Gigasporaceae
Source: the annotation of a GenBank genome assembly
AUGGCUGCCAUAGUGGCUCUAAAUAAUGCUAAUAUAAUGGUUACUAUGAUCAAUAUACCAGAUGGUACUUUACUACUAGUAUUACUAGGUGAAGCUACUGGCACCACAGUUAUUCCAGCAUAUAAUAUUUAUAUGGAUGAGGAUUGGUCUCUUGCUAGGGAUAUUAUCUAUUGGUUUAAAAAAAAUUAUUCUAUAGUUGUUCGAGAGCAACAACAAAUGAUUUUUGGUACUUUGACUCAAGAAUCUGAUUUAUUAGAAUUGAAGCGAUUAGGUUUAAACAGACCUUUGAAUGAUGAUUUGAUUGAAACCUUGAAACAGAUUAAAAUAGAAAAGAAUGACAUACUUUUGGGUGAAGAUAUUUAUAACCAGCCUGCUACUAAGACAAAACCAAAAACGCCUUUUCAUCAGAGUAUUACUACAGAAGAUGUUAAUAGAAUUGAAAAUAUUACUAAGGCUAAUUUACAAGCUGUAGCUAAAUCCUUGCAAGAGACUAUAUUUUGA